AUGUCUACUGAUGCUGGGAAGACUGUGAUGUUAAAAUGUAAUUAUUCCACCAGCAGUAAUGAGCCCUAUCUAUUCUGGUAUAAACAAUAUGCUAACCAGAUGCAAUAUAUUCUUUACCGUGGAGCCAAAAGUAUGUCUUCUAUGAGACACGAUGGAAAUUUCAAGACUGGAAAAUUUGAAUCUGAGACCAGCGAGUCCACUACCCGCUUAACUAUAUAUGACAUGACUGUGUCUGAUUCUGCUGUGUACUUCUGUGCUCUCAGAGCUGUUGCACAGUGUGACAUAUACAUUGUAGACCCAUCAAUAAACCUCCUCCUCACUACCACUCUUCCACCAGUAGAUGGCAGAAUCUGUUAUAGUCUCUUCAAUAAAACAUUCUCCUUGCUACCACACUCCUACCAGCAGAGGGCAGAAUUCACCUUACCUAAUUAUAAACACCCAGUAGUAAGGAAACUAAACCAGGCAGCCUGUAAAAGAGGAGAGAUUCAGUGUUCACUUCUCCAGCAGGUGCUGAGUUCAAUUCUCACUCUUUAG
Messenger RNA from Staurois parvus, 534 nucleotides. The record is from the annotation of a GenBank genome assembly. NCBI's taxonomy places the organism in Eukaryota, Metazoa, Chordata, Amphibia, Anura, Ranidae.